GCUGUUUUGUUUCAAUACCUAUUCUAGAGAGAGAGAGAGAGAGAGAGAGAGAAUGGUUUCGAAGGGGCACAAGAGAACAGCCAUGUGCAGAAACCUACGACUUCUUCGUUCAAUCACCAAAUCCCAUGCGCGUCAGAGAGAUUCAGAAUUAUUGGAAGGGUUAAAGAGGAGGCUGGAAAAACUGUGUCAAGCAGUAGUCGCUAAAGAACAUGACAUAAUUGAUUACGAUCCAAUGCCUGUGCUUACAGUUGAAGAAGGGGAGAGGGGUUUUCUGAUUAGAGUGUUGAGCCAAAGGAGUUGCCAUGGAUUGCUAACUUUCAUAUUGGAAGCUUUUGAAGAACUGGGCCUGGAUAUUCUGUCCGCUAGGGUUAAUUGUGUGGAUGGCUUUUGCUUGGAAGCACUCGGAGUCCAAGAGGAUAAUGAUUAUAUGGAUGCACAAGUGGUUCAACAAACUCUGUUCCAGGCUAUUCAGAACUGGAGGCAACUUACCAACCAAUGAUCUAUCUUCUAGCUAGAUCACUAUAGUCCUAGCUUGUGAUAAUUAAUUUUGUAAUCUAAUUUCCAUUUCGCAAUAUAAUUUCCUCGUUUCAGUCGACAACAAUCGUUUUCCAUUUUUAUACAUAGCCCAAUAUUUCAAGUAAUUAAGUUGUAGAAUUAUUUAGCCUUU
This is a messenger RNA of Neltuma alba, 667 nucleotides long. RefSeq lists its product as uncharacterized. The transcript is spliced from 4 exons. Lineage: Eukaryota; Viridiplantae; Streptophyta; Magnoliopsida; Fabales; Fabaceae. Gene Ontology annotation, molecular function: DNA-binding transcription factor activity; sequence-specific DNA binding. The coding region runs from base 53 to 499 and encodes 148 amino acids. Gene Ontology annotation, biological process: regulation of DNA-templated transcription. Gene Ontology annotation, cellular component: nucleus. The record is from RefSeq and is a predicted model, not a curated record.